Messenger RNA from Gossypium arboreum, 1501 nucleotides. RefSeq names its product putative disease resistance protein At5g05400. NCBI's taxonomy places the organism in Eukaryota, Viridiplantae, Streptophyta, Magnoliopsida, Malvales, Malvaceae. The transcript has 2 exons. The coding region runs from base 357 to 929 and encodes 190 amino acids. The record is from RefSeq and is a predicted model, not a curated record. Gene Ontology annotation, molecular function: ADP binding.
GAAUUUAAAAUUCUGAGACUCCCCUGCAAUCAUGUAAACAAGUCAACUCAAGUUAAGCUCGUCUCCUUUUAUUCUUCAACAUUGGCUGCUCAAAUACCAUUAUUUUUCACAACAUUUAGGCAAACAAUUUCAGAGUUCAUAUAAAAGAAAAAACCAGCAGACACGGUGAAGCAACGCCAAGGUAACAUACAUUCUCCACAGUACCUAAGUAUAUUUGUUAACUCUGAAUCAGUAUCUGAUUUGAAUCGCUUUUCUGUUUAGUAGGUUUUAAAUAUUACUCUCAACAAAUUCCUAUUAUCACACGCUUUCCUCGUUUGCCUCAUCUGUGUAUAAUAUUUCAGAGUAUUUGGUGAAUUAUGGAACUUGUAAGACCAAUUUUUGAUGUGCUAAAGUGCUUAGGAGAUCCAACAUGUACAUACAUAGAGCAUCAUAAAAAACUUAAAGACAGGAUGAAUGAUCUUCAAGCGAGACUAGACCGACUAAAUGAUAUCAAGAGAGAUGUGGAGCUGAGAAUAAAGGCAGAGCUUCGAUGGGGAAGACUUUUAAGGGAAGAAGUAGAGAAGUGGCUUCUAGAUGUGCAAACCGUCAAUGAUACAAUGUGGGACAUUGAUGAAAGAAUGCAAAAUGUGUCUUGUUUUUCACGUGCACGCCUUGGAAAACGUGUUGCUCAAACAGUUGAACAAGUGGAGGGAAUUAUUGAACGAGGCGGGUUCCCUGAAGCUCUAGUAAUUGAUAAUCCAUCUACUGCUGAACUGCCUUUUCAAUCGGAACAUUUAGAAGGUGAAACCAUGGUGAUAGAAGACAUUUGGAACUAUUUAAUGAGUGAUGAAAUUGGAAUGAUUGGAGUAUGUGGGAUGGGUGGGAUCGGGAAAACCACCAUCGCGAAGCACAUAUACUAUCAACUAUUGAAGGAGACUAAACCUUUAUAAAAUCAUUUGGGUCACUGUUUCAAAGGAGCCCAACAUUCCCAAAUUACAGCAAAACCUUGCAAAUGCUAUGAAUAUUGUAGGUCUUCCAGAAUCUGAACCAGAGCGUGUAGCAGUAUUAAUGGAUAAAUUGGGACAAAGAAGAUAUGUAUUGAUCUUAGAUGAUGUUUGGAAAAAGUUCUCUCUGGCAGAGGUAGGGAUUCCUAAACCAACCUCCAGCAAUGGGAGUAAGUUGGUAUUAACUAGUAGAUCGAUUGACGUUUGUAGAUCUAUGGACUGUAAGGUAGUCAAAGUGCCCCCACUGUUCCAUGAGGAGUCCAUGAAUUUGUUCUUGGAGCAUGCUGGACAUGGGGUUCUAAAGGUUCCAUUUUUGGAAGAAAUUUUGGACAACAUUGUUAGGGAGUGUGGUGGGUUACCCCUUGCCAUAGCUGGGAGCAUGAAGGGAAUAAAUGAUGUAGCGGAAUGGAGGAACUCAUUAAGAGAGUUACGUGAACAUGUAAGAAGUGUGAAGGACACAGAUGUUGAAAUAUAUGAGCGAUAAAAAUUUAGUUUCGUUCGUUUGGGAGAUUUGAAAA